This is a messenger RNA of Brassica oleracea var. oleracea, 1546 nucleotides long. RefSeq names its product WAT1-related protein At2g40900-like. Gene Ontology annotation, cellular component: plasma membrane. The record is from RefSeq and is a predicted model, not a curated record. The transcript is spliced from 7 exons. The coding region runs from base 186 to 1370 and encodes 394 amino acids. NCBI's taxonomy places the organism in Eukaryota, Viridiplantae, Streptophyta, Magnoliopsida, Brassicales, Brassicaceae. Gene Ontology annotation, molecular function: transmembrane transporter activity.
GAACCUCUCACCACUUGGUUCCCAGGAAAAGCACAUUCGAUAAGUGUUUUGUCUCCUCUCUAUUCCUAGCUCAUUUCUCUUAUACACAAACACUAACUUUUGAUAACUUUAACCUCAAGGAUCAUAAAAUAACCCCAAAGUUUUGUUUCAUUUUCUUGUCUUGAAACCUAACAAAGCAAAUCGAGAUGGGACUAAGGAUGUCAGAAUCAGCUAAACCUUACUUUGCAAUGGUCUGUCUUCAGUUUGGAUACGCCGGUAUGAACCUGCUCACUAAAACCGUCCUUGACCGCGGUAUGAGCCAUUACGUUCUUGUUGCAUACCGCAACGCUUUUGCCACAGCCGCGAUCGCACCUUUCGCAUUUCUCUCUGAAAGGAAAGUGAGGUCAAAGAUGACGUUUUCGAUAUUCAUGCACAUAUUUGUUCUUGCUCUUCUCGGGCCUGUGAUUGAUCAGAAUCUAUAUUACAUCGGUCUGAAACUCACAUCUCCGACGUUUUCCUCCGCCGUCAGCAACAUCGUGCCCGCAAUAACCUUUAUCCUCGCCACUCUAUUCAGGAUGGAGAAAGUGGAGAUGAAAAAAGUAAGAUGCCAAGUAAAAGUGGUGGGGACUUUAGUGACAGUGGUUGGAUCCAUAUUGAUGAUAUUAUACAAAGGUCCUUUCAUCAAUUUCUUCCGAUCUCACCUCACCACCACCGCCACCGCAUCUUCGCCGCUGGCCGGUGAUUAUUUUAAAGCCGCCGUCUUCCUCCUUCUCGCUUCCCUCUCAUGGGCUACCUUCUUCAUUCUCCAGGCAUGGACUUUGAAGAAAUACGCAGCCCAUCUCUCGUUAUCAACCAUGGUGUGUUUCAUGGGAACGUUACAAUCCUUAGCCCUGGCCUUCGUAAUGGAACACAAUCCUUCUGCUUUGAACAUCAGUUUUGACAUGAACCUUCUAGCUUCUGCCUAUGCGGGAAUAAUGUCGUCGAGCGUAGCUUACUACGUUCAAGGACUUAUGAUGCAGAGAAAGGGACCUGUCUUCGUCACUGCUUUUAACCCUCUUGUUGUCGUCAUUGUCUCCAUAAUGAGCUUCUUCGUUCUCGGCCAAGGAAUCUACCUAGGAGGGGUUAUUGGACUGGUUGUUUUAAUGGUGGGAAUCUACGCCGUGUUAUGGGGCAAACGCGUAGACGAUGAUGACAAAGAAACACGCUGUGAAGAUAACAUUUUAGAAGCCGUUAAGUGUUGUAGUGGCAAUAAUAGUCUCUCGAUCAUGCCAACAAUCGAUGAAGCUGAUGAGGAUGUUGAAACGGGUAAAGUUCGGGCGGUUGAGAAGGAAGCAUCGCUGGGGGUUGUGGUUUUUUGCCGUGAAAAUGGGGAUAACGUUUCACGAUGCUAAUUAGAUGUUUUUUUUUUGUUUGAGGCAAAGUUGGGGAGAAGAGUACCUUGUUUUUGAUACUUGUAAGUUUGAAUACCUUCCCUUGCUUCAAAAGUUUUAUUAAUAGUUUUGAGUUGUUAGAGUAACUAAGGGUUCUAUGUACCAUCCAUUUUGAUCGUUAACUAGCUAUAAGCUAU